AAGAAACUUCUAAGCCCUAAAUAUGCUGUUUUUAACACUUCUUUCUUAUUUAGCGACGUUGAUUCAAUUGUGCUUUUUGACUGUAGCAGUAGCUGCUGGACUGUAUUACCUGGCAGAAUUAGUGGAAGAAUUCCCAAGUCAAGGCAAAAGAAUCGUUUGGUGGAUGAAUUUCACCGUUCUCUUGCUGUACAUUCUGCUAUGGAUAUUUGAAAGUUUUCCCAUUCACAUAAUAGCCUGUGGAUUGCUCGCACAUUUGUGCCAUUUCGCCAUAAUAUCCAGCUUUCCAUUUGCGUCCAUUCAAUCGCCGUUUAUGAUAUUGGCGUUAAUUUUCGUCGUUGUGAACCACUACUUAGCCUUCAGUUACUUCCCCAACAAUAACAACACUUUAUCAGAGAUUCUGGCCUAUUUCACGUUAUUUUUAUGGCUGGUGCCACUCAGUCUGUUUGUUUCCUUAUCGUUAAGCGAUACUUCUUUACCUACAGUUGCUGAUCAACCAGAUAUCGAUGCUGUUUCCAGUUAUUUAUCAAACAAGAGGAAAAAGUAUGGAUUCCUUUCAUUGCUUUCGUAUGCUAAAGAAACCGUAUUGCCAAUAAGAACGAAAAAGGGUUUCUGAGAACCGCAAUUCGCAAUAGCCAAUAUUUUAAUUAUAUUCUGUAUAUACGUAUUUAUUCAGCUGUUUUAAAUGGUGCAGGCUUCAAACGAGUCUCACUGUGCUGGUGAAUAAUAACAAUCAUGGCUGUUUUUUUAAAUAAAAUUUUACUGUCCA
Messenger RNA from Dendroctonus ponderosae (mountain pine beetle), 766 nucleotides. RefSeq names its product protein TEX261. The coding region runs from base 23 to 613 and encodes 196 amino acids. The transcript is spliced from 5 exons. Gene Ontology annotation, cellular component: COPII-coated ER to Golgi transport vesicle; Golgi membrane; endoplasmic reticulum membrane. Gene Ontology annotation, biological process: endoplasmic reticulum to Golgi vesicle-mediated transport. Gene Ontology annotation, molecular function: COPII receptor activity. The record is from RefSeq and is a predicted model, not a curated record. Lineage: Eukaryota; Metazoa; Arthropoda; Insecta; Coleoptera; Curculionidae.